AUGGAUUCCCACAAGACGACCCAUGAUAACACUGAGGGCCGCAGCCUCUCAGCUGCAAGCAUCGAAGAGGUCACGGCAGCACCACAAGGUGCAUCCUUUCCUGGGACAGAGGGGCCACGUCCAUUCAGGUUUUUCAUUGGUGGCCUCCCCCAGGAAGUGGAUGAGGACGCGGUAAAUGAACUCUUUUCUAGAUAUGGAACAGUCCGUAGUGUACGGCUAGCCAAAGACUAUGCUACAGGCAGAAAGAAGGGCUUCGGCUUUGUUACAAUGGAUAGCGGCGCGUCAGAGAGCGCCAUAUUUAACACUAUUCAAUAUCUGAGAGGAAAACGGAUUGAUAUCAGAAGGGAGAACGACAGCACCCCAACAGACUUCCCUAGAAAAGUCUUCGUUGGGGGCUUGCCACCCUCUUUGGGAAUAGAAGGACUCGCCACGGAGCUCGGCCGAUUUGGGGAAGUGGAGGCAGUGCAGAUCGUAACAGACUGCGGAGGGCAAUCUCGCUGUUUCGGGUUCGUAACUUUUAAGCAGAAGAGAGUGGCUGAGUCCCUCAUCGGCCAAGGUGCUUGUCGGAUUGGAGUAAGCGUGGCCUUUCAUAAGAGAGCAGCAACAACUUGA
This is a messenger RNA of Cyclospora cayetanensis, 612 nucleotides long. RefSeq names its product RNA-binding protein CP31B, chloroplastic-like. Gene Ontology annotation, molecular function: RNA binding. The transcript has 4 exons. The coding region runs from base 1 to 612 and encodes 203 amino acids. The record is from RefSeq and is a predicted model, not a curated record. Lineage: Eukaryota; Apicomplexa; Conoidasida; Eucoccidiorida; Eimeriidae.